This is a messenger RNA of Danio aesculapii, 1889 nucleotides long. RefSeq lists its product as uncharacterized. The transcript is spliced from 12 exons. The coding region runs from base 39 to 1319 and encodes 426 amino acids. The record is from RefSeq and is a predicted model, not a curated record. Gene Ontology annotation, molecular function: 2 iron, 2 sulfur cluster binding. NCBI's taxonomy places the organism in Eukaryota, Metazoa, Chordata, Actinopteri, Cypriniformes, Danionidae.
AUUUGUAGCCUAUGGUGGAAGGCAUAAAUAAGUUCUGAAUGGAUCAUUUCGAGGAAGAUUUAGUUGAUGCGCUUAAAGACGUUGUAAAGGCAGGAAACUGGCAGUGUGUGGGAGACAAAUCUGAAUUUAAGUCACCUUGCACGAAGUUUUACUCAGAUGACGGAGAGCAUGUAGUGCUGGUGCAUACAGAGGAUGAUCAGUUCUGGGCUAUGGACUCAUCGUGCCCACAUGAAGGUGGCCCACUUGAGCAAGGGGAUAUUGAGGAUCUAGGCAAUGGGAAACUGGCAUUGAUUUGCCCAUGGCAUUACUUCGAUUUCAGCCUUGAAACUGGUUCCUCUUCCUCUGGCCUACAGAAUCAAGUGUAUGAUGUGCGUGUACUGUAUGGAAAAGUUUAUAUAAACACUCAAAACACACUGUCCCUCUGUCCUAUCCCAGUGACAAAGAUAACCCACCAAGACAGUUUGCCCAUGGAAAUAAACUCUGCUGAAAACACCCUUUGCAUGUGGGCCACCAAAAUCCUCCACACCCCAGACCCACAGGAAAAGGUUACACUGACCAAGAUGGUACAAGAGAACUGGAACAGUGGGAAAAUAACAGAAACCGGGGUGGCCAGUCCUCCUGUACAGCCCAGCAGAAAAGAUAAUCUGACUGUCGUGGAGCCUGGAAAAAUCAAACGGGGCAAAGGUGGCACUUUGGCGAGUCGGAUUGCCUUACUGCACUCACUUGCUAAUAUAGAGCAGUGGGCAAUAGACCUGUCCUGGGACGUGAUAGCGAGAUUUUCUACAUUUAGACUGAGCACUGGAGAGCCAUUACCUCGCCAGUUCUUCGAUGACUUUGUCAAAGUUGCGGGAGAUGAAGCAAAGCAUUAUCAGUUACUAGAGCAAAGGAUUACAGAACUUGGCAGCUUCUUUGGUGCUUUGCCAGUCCACAAUGGUUUAUGGCAGUCUGCAACAGAUACAUCUCAUGACGUUUUGUCAAGAUUAGCUAUAGUGCACAUGGUCCAUGAGGCCAGGGGUUUAGAUGUUCAUCCUCAGACGCUGUCUCGCUUCGCCGCGCAGGGAGACCAGAGCUCGGUGAAGGUGUUGGAGGUGAUUUAUGCAGAUGAGAUCACACAUGUGGCUGCUGGGCUGAGAUGGUUUACGUAUAUCUGCUCAAAAGAAGGACGGGACUCCCUGAAAACGUUUCAUGAAUUGGUGAAAUUGCAUUUUAAAGGAUUUCUGAAGCCUCCUUUCAACACAGACGGAAGGAAGACAGCAGGGAUGACAGAAGAGUGGUAUGUUCCUCUUGUCAAGCCCUCCAGCACACAGAAGAAUACUUGAUUGUUUUAUUCAAAUGAAAAGCAGCGUCGUAUCCUAAAAAAUGGACUCUGAUUGUAGAGCAUGUCUGCAUAAUGACACACUCUGAAAGUACAGAAUCACUGAAUGAAUCUGUGAAAGAUGUUUUCCACAGCAACCACUUUUUUACUGUUUUCUUAUUUUUUAUGUUGCAUAUGGGUAAUCAGAGAACUUUCAUGAUGUGCUAUUUAAAUAUGUGAUUUUGGUGUUUCUGACUGAUAGGGGGCGCUGACGGGCUGUUUGCUGUCAGUGUAAAGGGUGCGGUUUACACUGCUCAGAAGUAAUGCUUAGUUUGAUACAUUUUGUAGAGUAUUAUAUCUUAUUUAAAAAAAUUCUUUUAGCUUAUUCCUAAUGUUGAAAAGCACGAACAUUCAAAAACAACUCAUAUGAAAUGAUAUCUGACGUGGUCUGUCUAUACCAAAAAAGUUAAUGGAGGUUUUUAGGAAUUCUGUCACAAAUGGAUAAUAAACACUCAGUUCCAUGAGUGAAGCACAGCGUCUGAAAUCUUUCAAUCUCAAAAAAUACAAAUAAAAUAAAUUCAAUGUUUGUAAAAUA